AACCAAAUUGUAGAAAGAGAUUCUAAAGGAAAGGGAAAAAAAAAAAACGAGUGAUAGUUUGCUCUGUGAUUUCUUCAAAGGCUCACUGGUUGAUCUUCUCUUCUUCUUGAUACCCCCCCUCUCUGAUUCCCGCUUCUCUGUAUCCCUUUCUGUCAUCAUCUCUGUCUUUCAAAGAUUUGGUUUUUUGGGUUUGUUUUUCUUGGAUUUUGAAAGAGAAAGAAAAAGCAAACUUGGAAGAGUUUUUUUUUUGGAAGCUGGGUGGUUCAGAAUAGAGAUUCAGUUUUCUUUCAUUUGUUUUUUGAAUUUUUUUUGCAAAGCUUUUGUUAGGUUUUUCAUCUUUUAAUUUUCUGUUAAAUUUGCUCAACUGGAAGGGUUGUUUUUCUGUCCCUCAGGUUGAUGAUUCUAGGUCUAGAUAAUCACUUGUAGAAAAGAAAUUUCUUCUGUUUUUUGUUUGAAAUUUCGGUUUCUCCUGUUCUUUGGUUUUGGUAAGAAACAGGUGGGUUUUUGUUUUUACAGCUUCUGCGGUUUCUGUUUUUUUGAGUAACAGUUUCUUUUUCUUGUUGCUUCAUUCAGAAGUCAUGGCAGCAGCUAUUGAUGUAUACAGUAAUAGUUCUGUAUUAACAGAUCCUUUUAGAGAGGAGCUCAUGAAAGCAUUGGAACCUUAUAUCAAAAGUGAUUCAUCAACCUCCUCUGUAACCCCUUCUACCUCUUCAACAACUACACCAUCUCCUUCUUCACCAUCAUCUUCUUCUUCUUAUUACCCCUGCUCCUCUUUCUCUUCUCAACCCCAGCUUUUCCCUGAUUGUUGCUCGACAUCGACGACCCAAAUAUUUUCUCCAGGGUUCUCGAUCCAAGGCCAAUUUGGUCUCGAGCAGUCAGUUUCUUCAAUAGGACUUAAUCACCUCAACCCUACGCAGGGUCAGCUGAUUCAAGCCCAGAUCCAGUUCCAACAGCAACAGCAACAGCAACACAUGGCUGCCAUGGCAGCAGCUUCCAUCCAUAACCAGAAGCUCAAACAAUGGCAGCAGCAGCAACAUACCCUGAGUUUCCUCAGUCCGAAAGCAAUCCCGAUGAAGCAAGUGGGUUCACCACCAAAACCCACGAAGCUUUACAGAGGGGUGAGACAACGGCAUUGGGGGAAAUGGGUUGCAGAGAUCCGACUACCGAAGAACCGUACUCGGCUUUGGCUCGGCACUUUCGACACCGCUGAGGAGGCGGCUUUGGCCUACGAUAAGGCCGCUUACAAGCUCAGAGGAGAGUUUGCGAGGCUGAACUUUCCCAAUCUUCGACAUCAAAUUAACGUCGGAGGAGAGUUCGGUGAUUAUGAUCCCUUGCAUUCCGCAGUGGAUGCGAAGCUUCAGGCGAUUUGUCAAAGCCUAGCUACUUCGCAGAAACAGGGGAAAGUAGGGAAGCCUGCGUUUUCUUCCGAUAAGAAGGCGAACGGUGGUCAAUCGCAUUCGCAAGCGAGUUCGACGGUGACAACUGAACCUCAGCUGAUGACGGGUAUGGAUAAUUCAUCAGAAGGCAAUGUGGAUUUUCUGGGAACGAAGGAUUGUAAGGUGGAGAGCGCACCGUCGCCAUCAUUGACAGAGAGCGAUGAGUCUGCAGGGUCUUCGCCUGAAUCUGAUAUCAAGUUCCCUGAUUUCAACGAGCCUCCAUGGGAUGAGUCAGAGAAGUUCAUAUUGCAGAAGUACCCAUCAUGGGAGAUCGAUUGGGAAGCUAUCCUGUCUUGAAUUUUAUUGUAUUUGCAUCGAGUCCCUCUUUUUUAUUUGGGAUCUUGUUACUUAGCUCAGUUAGGUUGGGUUUAAAGUUUAGAAAUUUGUAAUUCCGGUAGCUACUGCAAUGAGUUUUUGACAUUUGCAGAGUUAGCUUGGGGAGUCUGGUAAGGUUAGAGUCAGUUAAGUAUAGGGUCUUAAUGAGGUCAUGUUAAUAUGUCUCAGCUCCAUCUGAUCUGCUGGUUUUUUCUUGCUUGAUCAGGUUGAAGUCACUAUUAUGUAAUUGUCCAAUCUUU
Molecule: messenger RNA, 2011 nt
Organism: Telopea speciosissima
Lineage: Eukaryota; Viridiplantae; Streptophyta; Magnoliopsida; Proteales; Proteaceae
Product: ethylene-responsive transcription factor RAP2-4-like
Exons: 1
Coding region: 579-1733 (384 amino acids)
Biological process (GO): regulation of DNA-templated transcription
Molecular function (GO): DNA-binding transcription factor activity; DNA binding
Source: RefSeq, a predicted model, not a curated record